AUGGAGUUGGAACGCGUCGAGGCGGUGAUGCGCCGCGUAAGCAUCAAUCAUGAGGCGGAGCCUCUCGCCGGAAAGGUCGUCAGCAUCAUCGUCGCCAUGAUAUCGGCCUGUCUGCUUGCUAGUCUUUUUGUGAUGAGAUGGACAUCAGUGAAGGACUGGAAGGCAUUACCGUGGACGAUGUGGCGUAAGGAGCCCUCGCGAUCAUACGCCUUUGUCCAUGAGUUCAUCUACCUCUCCAUGGUUGAUAGGGCACACAUCAUUAGACAAACCAGAAAAAGGCGCUUAAAGUCGAAACUCUAUCUUUUCAACUCAUUCGGCAUGUUGGGCGUGUUCGUCCUGGUUGUUAUCAUGAACUUUAUAUUCCGAAUUACUCAUUUCGAGAAUGGCAUCUGCAUUAUUGGGAUGGAACAGCCAGUAUUGCUGCCACUUAUCUCUUUCGACGCAGCUGUGAACGUUUAUCUCACAAUCUUGUUUUUACUUCCUUUACUGAGUCUACACUCCGUGAAAUACAAUUUCUGGAAGCCAUGGACAUUGGACUGGCGUAAUCGUCGUAUCCCCAGAGCUCCACCCAAUGUUCGGCUACGAAAACUCGUGAUACGCACUUUCAUUGGUUCUUGCUGCACUCUUGUUAGUAGUGUGACAAAUCUGAGUGAUCUCAUGGCUUUGAAUGGGGAAGUGGCAUGGCUGUGCUUGCUAUGCUGCAACACCGAUAUAUUUUUCUCGGCCCUAGUGAUCAACUGGAUUACGUCACCCAGCCAGGAGUCGACCUUACGAACCCUAACACGACCAUCGCGCGGCAUAUCCACACUAAGGGAUGAUGCCGUUACUAUCCCGCUUGAUCCCGACGGCAACAGCACGAGCACGAGAAAGAGUUGGGAGCAGAGGCGAUCAAAAACGCCGACAACAAUCGGCCUCGAAACAGCAGAAGCACUUGAUGACGCCGAUACAGAACUAGGCGAGCGCUGCGUGCGAGACGACGACGAAGCUGACGCAGAUCAGACAUUCGAGAGGGAAGGGAGGCGCCUGGAAGAUGACGACGAUAUUGAGAUAAGUGCCGCCGAAUUACGAGGUGCCCAGGCAUGA
Molecule: messenger RNA, 1083 nt
Organism: Colletotrichum lupini
Lineage: Eukaryota; Fungi; Ascomycota; Sordariomycetes; Glomerellales; Glomerellaceae
Exons: 10
Coding region: 1-1083 (360 amino acids)
Source: RefSeq, a predicted model, not a curated record